Messenger RNA from Trichomonas vaginalis G3, 508 nucleotides. RefSeq lists its product as uncharacterized. Lineage: Eukaryota; Parabasalia; Trichomonadida; Trichomonadidae. The transcript has a single exon. The annotation marks the transcript as partial. The record is from RefSeq and is a predicted model, not a curated record. Gene Ontology annotation, molecular function: DNA binding.
AUGACAGUCGAAGCAAAAACGUUCACGAACAAAUCUAAUGGCGAAACAUUCACAAAAGGCACUUACAACGGUAUUGAAGUCUUACGUAGAGACAAGGAUGGUUAUGUAAAUGCAACAAAUAUGUGUCAGCAGUUUAGGAAAGACUUUAGAAGGUUGUUGGAAAAUAAGUCCUGGGAAGAGUAUUUUAAGGCAUUUUGUGAAGAAUAUACCAACCCGCGGAAAACAGCGGGUUGCUUUUUAUACAAAAUUCAUGCAGGAAUUCCUGAUGAAAUCAAACAGGUUAGAGGAAUGUAUGUAGACCCAAGACUUGUAAACUAUAUAGCAAUGUGGGCUUCUCCAAAAUAUUGCAUAGCAGUUGGAAAAAUUAUGGACUCCAUAGACAAGAAAGUUCAUGAGAAGUUAGAUGAAGAAGAACUUGAAGAUACAGUAGAGAAUGCAAAACCUUUGUUCGAAGAAGAAGUUAGAAAAAUGCAUGAAAAACAAAUAGAACAUGAACGUGAGAUAUGUU